CACUCGGCGGGCUCGGCUCGGCCACCGCCGCCUUCGCCGGCCCCGUCGUGCGGGUCGCCGCGGCUACCUCGCCGUCUUCGAGUUGCCAGCGUGAGGAGCAUCGCGUUUGAGGCGGAGGCCAAGAGGAAGCUCCGCACGCGGUCUGCCACCUUCUGUCCUGGACACGUUGAUGUGCUGGAGCAUUGGCAUUUACCAUAGGACUUUGCUUCUGUCCUAAAGUAUCCAACACCCCACCAGCAUCUGACCUCAUACACCAAACUCUUGUAGUUAGCAGAGGGAAAGGCCGAAGCCUAUUGCUAUGGACAGUGCCAUCACCCUGUGGCAGUUCCUCCUCCAGCUCCUGCAGGAGCCUCAGAACAAGCACAUGAUCUGCUGGACCUCUGACAAUGGGGAGUUCAAGCUUCUGCAGGCAGAAGAGGUGGCUCGGCUCUGGGGGAUUCGCAAGAACAAGCCCAACAUGAAUUACGACAAACUCAGCCGAGCUCUCAGAUACUACUACGUGAAGAAUAUUAUUAAAAAAGUGAAUGGUCAGAAGUUUGUGUACAAGUUUGUGUCUUACCCAGAGAUUUUGAAAAUGGAUCCAAUGGCAGUGGGCAGGAUUGAGGGAGACUGUGAACCUCUAAAUUCCAAUGAAGUCAGCAGCAGCGGCUCCAAAGAUGUGGAGAAUGGUGGGAGAGAGAGAGCAGCCCCUCAGCCUGGCGCCAAGGCCUCUAGCCGCAACGACUACAUCCACUCUGGCUUGUAUUCUUCAUUUACUCUCAACUCACUGAACACCUCCAGCAAGAAGCUUUUCAAAUCUAUAAAGAUGGAGAAUCCAGCUGAGAAACUGGCCGAGAAAAAAUCUCAGGAGCCAACACCAUCGGUCAUCAGAUUUGUAACAACACCUUCCAAAAAGCUGCCCAGUGAACCUGUUCCUGUUGCCAUCUCAUCCGGGCCCAGUAUCUCUCCAUCUUCUGAAGAAACUAUCCAAGCACUGGAGACUUUGGUUUCUCCAAAACUACCUUCCUUGGAAGCCCCAACUACUUCCGUAUCCAGUGUAGAAGCCACUUUCACCCCCACACCUCCUGCUCCAUCCUUACCCCUUUCUUUGAAGGAGCCUUCUCGAACACCUUCUCCACCACUGAGUUCCAACCCGGACAUCGAUACAGACAUUGCAUCAUUGGCUUCUCAGCCAAUGGAACUUCCAGAGAACUUGUCACUGGAGUCUAAAAAUGAGGAUUCAGUUUUGCCAGAAAAGGACAAAACAAAUAGCUCAUCAAGGUCCAAAAAACCCAAAGGGUUAGAACUGGCACCCACUCUUGUGAUCACAGGCAGUGACCCGAGCCCACUGGGGAUUUUAAGCCCAUCUCUCCCUACGGCUUCUCUCACACCAGCACUUUUUUCUCAGACACCUAUCCUACUGACCCCAAGCCCUUUGCUCUCCAGCAUCCACUUUUGGACUACGCUCAGCCCUGUAGCUCCCCUGAGUCCUGCCAGACUUCAAGGUGCUAACACACUUUUCCAGUUUCCUUCUGUAUUGAAUAGUCAUGGACCAUUCACACUCUCUGGCCUGGAUGGACCUUCUACUCCUGGUCCAUUUUCUCCAGACCUGCAGAAGACAUAACCUAUGCACUUAUGGACAGAACCAAGGAACAAAAGAACCGAGCUCAACCUGAUUGCAUUUGAAGUGAGCGAUUAGUUCUGCAGUUCUGAUAAUAGACUAUUGUGGUUUUUUACCAUUUUCCAUCAAGAUACCUUUUAUGGGUUCCAUUUGACUCAGUGUUGGACUGUGUAUAAAAAUGCCUUAAUUGGAGUCCAAA
Molecule: messenger RNA, 1799 nt
Organism: Dipodomys spectabilis (banner-tailed kangaroo rat)
Lineage: Eukaryota; Metazoa; Chordata; Mammalia; Rodentia; Heteromyidae
Gene: Elk4
Product: ETS transcription factor ELK4
Exons: 6
Coding region: 299-1603 (434 amino acids)
Biological process (GO): cell differentiation; regulation of transcription by RNA polymerase II
Cellular component (GO): nucleus
Molecular function (GO): DNA-binding transcription factor activity, RNA polymerase II-specific; sequence-specific DNA binding
Source: RefSeq, a predicted model, not a curated record